UUAACGUUACAAUGAACCGUGGCUCGUCUGUGUGGGCUGCAACCCUCCGAAAAAUAUACUUUAUUAUAUAUAUAUAUAUUACCUGAAUGUAGUUCCAGACAAAGCUUUAUCAAUCCUCAUUAGUAAAGUGUAAGAGUCCAGCAAAUUAAUCAGAUCUACACGGCGAGUGACGGAAAUCUUGUUGAAGUCACCGGGGAGUCAAACAGCAACAGUGAUGGAGAUGCCAUCAAGGUGUUUGUUCGGGUUCGACCAUUGACUCAAGGCACGGGGUUAACAACAGAUGGUGAUCACAACUUGUGUCUGACAGUGACCUCUCCUCAAACUGUCAGACUGCACUGCAAACCUGAGCCAAGAAACUUCACCUACGACCAUGUAGCCGAUAUGAACACAAGCCAGGAGGAGGUUUUCUCCAGUGUGGCUAAAAACAUUGUAGAGUCCUGCAUUAACGGAUACAAUGGCACCAUUUUUGCCUACGGACAGACGGGUUCAGGAAAGACCUUCACCAUGCUGGGUCCAUCAGAGGUGGAUAAUUUCUCAGAUGAGCUGCGUGGUGUGAUUCCUCGUAGUUUCGAGUAUCUUUUCUUCCUCAUACACAGAGAAGUGGAGAAGUCUGGUGGGAUGAAGAGUUUUCUGUGCAAGUGUUCCUUCAUAGAGAUCUAUAAUGAACAGAUAUAUGACCUGUUAGACAGCGUGUCCACCAGCCUGUUUCUGAGAGAGAACAUCAAACGGGGUGUGUUUGUAGAAGGAGCCGGGGAGAAAUAUGCAGCAUCUGCCGCAGAGGCUUAUCAGGUGUUGUCUAUGGGGUGGAGGAACCGCCGAGUGGCGUCCACAUCAAUGAACCGAGAAUCAUCUCGCUCGCAUGCCGUGUUCACCAUGACGCUUGAAUCAAAGGAGACCAUACAGGAAGUGGUCAACAUCCGCACUUCUCAGCUCAACCUGGUUGAUCUCGCUGGGUCAGAGAGACAGCGGGACACGCAUUCAGAGGGUUCACGACUUAAGGAGGCGAGCAGCAUAAACCUGUCACUGAUGUGUUUGGGUCAGGUGAUCAUGGCCCUGGUGGAUGUGUCCAAUGGAAAGAACCGUCAUAUCUGCUACAGAGACUCCAAAUUGACCUUCCUGCUCAGGGAUUCUCUAGGUGGAAAUGCUAAAACUUACAUCAUUGCUAACGUUCAUCCUGGCUCCAGAUGCUUUGGAGAAACGCUAUCCACCCUGCAGUUCGCACAGAGAGCCAAGCUCAUCAAAAAUAAGGCUAUGGUCAAUGAAGACACUCAGGGUAACGUCAGACAACUUCAGGCAGAAGUCCGAAAACUAAAGGAACUGCUCGCUAAUGCUCUUUCACAAACACAUAUCACAGAUAUCACGCCAGAAGACCAACAAACGGGUACACAAUCAGCUGGCCACUCUGAUCGUGAGGUUUCCUAUAAGGGGCAGUUCAUUCAGGCCAUGCAAUUCUGGAAGAAAGGACAAGAGGAGAAGAAGUGUCUUCAGGAGAAGGUUUCUCAGCUGCAGGCUGCCUGGGCUCAGAAGGAGAAGUUCAUUCAGUCCAAUCGUAUGAUCAUGAAGUUCAGAGACGAUCACAUUGCUCAGCUGAAGAAAGAGCUGCAGAGCGGCCAGAGAUCAGAACCUGAUGAGCAGAUCCGUCUGCUGCAGGAGGAGAUACGACUACUGCAAGAUCAGGUGCAGCACAACCCGAGGAUUAUGCGCUAUGCAGCGGAAAACUGUGGCCUGCGUGAGGAGAUCAGAGCUCUGCGGUCUCUGGAUUCAGUCAGAACUGCUCGUGAGAUUGAAGUUCAGUCUUUGACCGCACUGGAGAAAACCUUCCUACAACUGCUGGAGGCUCAGAGAAUAGAGGACACCACUGAAGCUCCGCCCACCUACUCCACUCCUGUCACCAUGGAAACACUUUCAUCAAUUUCUGUGGAGAGGAUGAAGGUUCAGUUGCUGCAGAAACAGUCUGAGCUCACUGUAACACUUCAGGCCUUUGAGGAGUUUCAAGAGAUCCACAAAAAACAGCUGGCUGCGAUGGAAUCUGAGAAACAGUAUCUUGAGAAAUCCAACAAACAUCUGGAGAAGAUUCUGGAGGUCACUAAAGCCUACACUAAACAGGAAGUGUCUCAACUCAACAAGAUUCACGCUGAAACCAUCAAGAUCUUAACCACACCCACUAAAGGCUAUAACCUGAGGACUCGGCUCGUGCCGCUCUCCAGCCCGGACCAUCUGAACGGACAGGUGGGAGAAGUUGAUGACAUCCAGAAUGAACAGCCGCCUCCUGAGAUGAAUGAGCUGGCCUGUGAAGCGCUCUCUGAAGAGCUCAAGCAAAUGCAGGAACAGGCUCUUCGUGUUCAGGGUCAGUUAGAUGACGAGGAGGCCAAGAACAGAAAACUGCACCAGCAAAUCACCAAGCUGGAAGAACAGCUGACCACAGAAACCGAGCAGUCCAGCUGCACCAAGGAGCUUUUUAGCGCUGAGCGGCGUUCACUCCUGGAGGAACAGGAACUUCUUAAGGAACGAAUCAGGAAGCUGGAGCAGCAACUGGAGGAGGAGAAGAGAGAGAUGGACGUGGUGCGCGUGGAGGUGCGAGACUUGCGCGUGGUGCUGCAUUCCUCUGAUAAACAACUGGAGGACACCCGGACAGAGCUGCAGAGGGAGAAAGCAGAACACGAGAGGGAGAACACACAGCUGUCAAAGAGUCUGAUCAGCACACAGAUGGAGCUGGACAACGUCAGGUUGGAGUGGGAGCAGGUGUUGGAAACGCAGCGCUUCCUACAGGACGCGUUUGACACGCUGCAGGCCGAAUUUCAGUUUGAGCUGGAUCAGCACCAACAGCAGAUGAAGCUCAAGAACCAAGAGUGUUCGCAACACCAAACCCUGAUCAAUGAGUUGCAGCAGAGUCUGCAAGCAGAGAAAGAGCAGAACACCAGCGUGAGAUCCCAGCUGACCGCACACAAGGAGAGCAUGUCCAAAGAGCUUGUGCAGUCUGUAGAGGAGAACGCCUCGCUGAAGAAACACAUUACUGACCUGACAAACAAAAAUCAACAACUGUGUAAGCAGAUUGAUGCUCUGCAGCAGAGUGUGUGUUCAGCCAACAUCACCAUCAACAGCCUCAAUCAAAAGAUUGAACAGGACAAAGAUGUGGUGCUGGAGCUGAUGCAGGAGACCAGAGAUCUACGCAGCGAAGUCGCUCAGAAAGAUCAUACUGUGUGUUCACUUCGUGGGGAGAUCGCUGACAUCAGUAUGAAGUACAGCACCGUGUGCUCUGAGAAAGAGCAGAUGAAGGAGAAGAGCUUACACAUGGAGAACGAACUACAGGAGCUGCGUGAAGCUUCAGAGAGACGCCUCGCCUCUGACCGUGUAGAGCUGGAGCUGAUACAGGACGAUUUGGCAUACGCUACAGAUGAGGUGGAGAGACUCAGUAAAGUGGUGAAGGAACAGGAAGCUUUUCUGGAAAAUUCAAAGACCCUCAACAUCGAAAGAGAAAACAAUGUCAACACGCUGAAGGAACAGGUAAAACAGCUGAACGAACAGUUUCGCUUGUUGAAAAUGAGAGAAUCUGUCAAUCAACCUUCAAAUGUCUCCUCCACCCCCAAAGGAAAAAUAGAGACGCCCCACACCCCAUGUGGAUUGAGCUCGAGUCUGUCUCAGGUGUUGGAGUGUCAGGAGAGAGAGCUGGAGAGCCGGCGUUCCUCCAUGAUGACAAUGGAAGUUCUGCUAGAGGAACUCAACGCUGAGCGCACAGCCAAGAACCAAGAGAUUGACAGAUUAAAGGCCCAGCUAAAUGAAAAGGAGAUCAUUCGAAUGGAAAUUCAGACAUUGCUGGACAAGUUUUACACCGUCAAGAAAAACAGCCAUUCACACGAAGACCUGCAGGAGGCCAUACACCUCUCUGUACUGAGAGAACUACAGGAAGAACGCAAAAACAAAAGCUCAUUGAUGAUGCAGUUUACUGACGCUCAAACAGAGCUGCAGCGUAAUGAAGUGACUCUCGUCCAGUCUCAGACGUGUGUGCAGGAAUUGACCACUGAACUCAGGAAUCGCUGCUUGGAGCUAAGAGAUCUGCGACAGAAAGAGCAUCAACAUGAAAAACUGCAGCAGGAAGUUGAGGUUUUAAGGAAGCAGGUGGAUCAUCUGGCUGAAGAGAAUGGCAAACUGUUGGGUCAUCAAAACCCAAAGCAGAAAAUCGAGUAUCUGGUCAAACUGAAGAAGGAAAUCACCAAACUGCAGGAGGAGAAUAGCAAACUGAGACAGUGUCUUCACAUGGAAGAGAGUCCAACAGCAGCCAAUGUUAAUCCUUGACAUGAUGGAUGAAAAUCAUCUUGACAGACCUAAACUUGAUCUUUUCUAAUGACUAAAUUAAUUUUAAGGGUCAUCCUGAACAGUUUUUUGGAUUCUCUGAUGUCUUAUGUUUUUGUCUUAUUCACCUUUUGUUUAUUUGUGUCAUUUUUUUCAUGCAUGUAUCCAAAUUGUAGCUAUUUGUACACAGCAAAUGACUUGUUGCUUUAAUAGAGAUUUCAUUGAAAAAUAAUUACCUCUCAGAAAACAUUUCUUUCAUAAACAUAUGCUGAUCUUGUACAUCUUGCCUUAAUAAUAGAAAUACAUUGUGAACUGUGAGAAUUUGUGUGUGGCUCAGUGGUUAGAGCAUGGCAUUAGCAAUGCCAAGAUCAUGGGUUUGACCCAAGGGGAUUCCACAUAGUCAGAAACAAAUGUAUAAAAAAUGCAAUGUAAGUCAAAUUGGAGAAAAGCAUCUGUCAAAUGCGUAAAAGCACAGCUAGAAAGGCCUUUGCAAAAAGACAUGGUUAUCCUAAGAUGUUUUUGGGUGCAGUAAGAGCACAGUGUGGGCUGUGACACAAAGUGAGGCUUAACCUUUGUUUCUAUGUUAGUUCAAAACAUCAUUACACACAUACUAUCCAGGAGUCGAUUUUGGAUACUAUCCAAAAUCAUGAAUGCACAAUAUGUUCCUAGUCACCUUGUAAGGGUACAGAAAAUAAAGCGGAAUAUAAAUCAGAAA
This is a messenger RNA of Triplophysa dalaica, 5005 nucleotides long. RefSeq names its product kinesin family member 15 (gene kif15). Bases 382 to 4293 code for a protein of 1303 amino acids. Gene Ontology annotation, biological process: microtubule-based movement; mitotic spindle organization. The record is from RefSeq and is a predicted model, not a curated record. Lineage: Eukaryota; Metazoa; Chordata; Actinopteri; Cypriniformes; Nemacheilidae. Gene Ontology annotation, molecular function: microtubule binding; microtubule motor activity; ATP binding. The transcript has 34 exons.